GGACGGGACGGACGUCAGCGUGGACCUGCCGAAAAAAGCCAAAGGCCAGCUGCUGUUUGAACAGAUCAUGUAUCAUCUGGACCUUAUAGAAAGCGACUACUUUGGAUUAAGGUUCAUGGAUUCUGCACAAGUGGCGCAUUGGCUGGACAACACAAAAAGCAUUAAAAAGCAAGUUAAAAUUGGCCCACCGUAUUGUCUGCAUUUUCGUGUAAAGUUUUACUCAUCAGAGCCCAAUAAUCUACGUGAAGAGCUAACAAGGUAUUUAUUUGUUCUGCAGCUGAAACUGGAUAUUCUUAGUGGAAAAUUGGAAUGUCCUUUUGACACAGCCGUCCAGUUGGCAGCUUAUAACAUGCAAGCUGAACUUGGAGACUAUGAUCCUGCUGAACAUGUCCCUGAACUGGUGUCUGAGUUCAGGUUUGUUCCCACUCAGACUGAAGAGAUGGAACUAGCUGUUUUUGAGAAGUGGAAGGAAUGCAGGGGACAAACUCCAGCGCAGGCUGAAACUAACUACUUAAACAAAGCUAAGUGGCUGGAAAUGUAUGGUGUAGACAUGCACAUAGUCAAGGCAAGAGAUGGCAAUGAUUACAGCCUGGGACUGACACCUACAGGAGUUCUUGUCUUUGAAGGAGACACAAAGAUUGGUUUGUUUUUCUGGCCAAAGAUAACAAGGCUUGACUUCAAGAAAAACAAACUCACUCUGGUUGUUGUUGAAGAUGAUGAACAGGGAAAGGAGCAGGAGCACACUUUUGUCUUUAGACUGGAUCAUCCCAAAGCCUGCAAACACUUGUGGAAAUGUGCAGUGGAACAUCAUGCCUUCUUCCGGCUCCGAGGUCCUGUCCAAAAGAGCUCAAGUCGAUCAGGCUUCAUCCGGUUGGGGUCUCGGUUCCGAUACAGUGGGAAAACAGAAUAUCAAACCACCAAGACCAACAAAGCCAGGAGAUCAGCAUCCUUUGAAAGACGGCCCAGCAAGAGAUAUUCAAGACGAACCCUACAAAUGAAAGCACACACUGCUAAACUGGAAGAAACGAGUACUGCAAACAAUGCUGUUAUCAGCCAAACUAAUGGAUCACAAAACUGGAAUGCAAAACCAAACCUACCUGUCGUAACAGCGGUUCCUUCCACCCCAGUCUUAGUGGAAAUAGAAAACCUCCCAAGGAGCCCAGGAGCCAGCCAGCAAGACAAGAAGUGCAUCCCUCUUGUUGAUUUGCUAGACAGCACAGAGCUGCCAGAAACUUGUGUUGAUGAUGCCGUAGGCCGUCCGGUUGUUGGCUUGGCAACAGGAGAUUCAGAAGAGGCUCUUAGUUGCCCUCAUCCUGGCACGAAGGAAACUGCUGCUGAAAAAGCAGACUCUGAUCCAUUUGAAGACACAUUCCUAAAACUGAAACAGCUGGAGACAGAGCGCAGCAGCCCUGUGCCAACUGAGCGUCCCAACGUAAACAUAAACAUACAGGAUGAAGUGGUGAAGUUGACAGAUAAAUGUCUUAACAAUGCAAUCGAGAGCCCAAUUGUAGCAGCAAAGUGGCUUCCAGCAGAUCUCAAAAGCAAUAUCCUGAAGGCCCAGGCAGAAGCAGGUCACAAGGUUAUAAAAGAUGACAGCAUGACAGGUGUCAAGAAUUCUAAUAUUCAGGAUGCUGCUGCCAGGAACAUUCUCCUGUCAGGCAAAUCACAGCAUAGCCCCCCAGCAACCAGUCCAGUAUUUCAAGACCCGAGAGAGCUGCUGAAAGCAAUCCCUGCUUCAAACACCUUUGUUCCUAAUGCAUUGAAUGAGGACAAUGCUGCCUCUAACCACGAGGACCUGCUAAUUCCAGCUAAUCUGGCUCCGGCUGAGGAGGCUGCUGUUUCAAAGAGCACUCCAGAUGACCAGGACGUUUCCUUAACAUCACUGACAGAGAAUCUAAUUGACUUUACAGAAGCCACACCUCGGGUGUCUUCCCAGCCCAUCGUAACACCGAGGUGGUUAGUGCCAACGGGACUGAUUUCCAAUGGACCUUUGGGAAAUGAUUUUGCCUUAUCCAUGAAGGCAGCGAAAGGCAGCACAGAGACUCUGCUGUCAGCUGGAUUGACACCAUCCCAGCAGACAGCCGAAGUCCUUGCGAGCCCAGUUACUGAAGAUGCUACAGUAAGAACAAAAUGUUUACUCACCACUGAACUCUAGAAGAAGGAGUUUCUGAACUUCUCACCUUGUAAAAACUCAAAUCUUCUAAUACGUCUCCAAGGGAUCCUUCCAAAAGACUUGCUUGGGAUCAAACUCAUGUUGAAUGGGAGUCAAACAACCAUCUGGUUUGCUAGGAUCCAGGAAGAGACUCCUAUGUUUAUUGCAAUCUAACUGGAAUUUCAGUCUAAACCGGGAUGUAAAACCACAUACACGUUUGAUCUUCUCCCUUGGGAGGAGCAAAAUGUCCCACUGGACCUAGUUCUGAACUGAGGAACAGAAAACAGUUGUGUUCUGCUCAUGCUGGGUUUAUUGUUACUUACCCUGUGGAAGGCUCUCACUGUGAUGUGGGGUGUGGUGUGAGCUCGGUGACCGCUGUAGAGUGAUUAAUAUCGCAGAGAUUAAGAGAACUCAUAGGGCCACCUCGUGGCCAUGCUCUGUACAGGGACUCACAGUGGUGACUGUUUCAUAUGGCCAAGGACAUGUUCUUCUGUGUGAUUAUUCCCUCUGUUCUUCCUUCAUUUUAACAACACAUACUCUCCUUUUUGGCCUUAAACACCUUAAUAAUCCUUGCACCCCUUGUUACAGUCCGUGGAAAGCAUGAAAAUCUAGUCCAUCAGUGACCAGCUACAUUGACUGGAUUUGAGCUGCUGCUCAUUGCAACCAGGAAAAUGAAAAUUGACCUGCCAAACAGCUUAUAGCAUUAGCAGACUACAGCAGAGGUCUCACAUUUGGCACUGAUUAUUUAAUUUCCUAUAUGACUCAAAUACAUCUGUUCUAGGCUAGAGAUGUGUAUGUUUUAAAUGCCAAAUCAGGGAAUGUAUAAGUACAGCUUGCUUCAGGAACUGCUUAUUGAUUAGUUUUGUUGUCUUGUAGGACUAGAAAGGAAAAGAAUUUCUUUGUUUCUCUUCAUACUAUUUCUGAGUGUUUUUUCCAGAUGCUGUGCUUCAGGAAUACUUGCCAGGUAUUUUUGCGGCAUGAGGGUACAACUAGAUCGGUUCUUAACGCCACCUUGAAUCCUGUUUCAAGUGUCAUCUAAUAGUUUUAUGUGGAACAAAGAAUAGAAAGAAUAGGGUGAAAACGGGAAAAAAAGAUGAAAAAUUCCCGUAAGCAGUUCACGUCUCGCUAGAAGGAAGGUAAGAGCACACACUCCACAGAGCUGGCAAAGGCCUUUUGGUGCUCAGGUGAAGUAGAGGGUACAGUUGAAAGAGAUCAUUUGAGCCCUGGGCAGCAAUAUCCUCACAUGGACAUGGAGAGGUGAGCACAUGGACCCUGGGGAUACAGCCUCUGAAAGAGGUCAAUGCAGAGUCAGAGGGGAGGAGAAAUAAAGAUGAUGAUGAAUUCCACAUCUAACAGGGAAGCACAGAUGAAACAACUGGGAUCUUUCUUAGGAAGACGUUUGUACAUAUGACUGUGGUUGGAGGAUGUUUUCUGCAUAGUGCUGCUGUUUAUAAAUAUUUAUAUGCAGGUGGUUCUUAGAAACAAACUUAAAUGUGAAAGUUGAUUCUGGAACCUGUAUGCACAACUUCAUUUCUGCCCACUGGCUGCGGGCAUGUGUCUCAAUAUAAACAAAGAUUUGGACCAAACCACUAUGGAUUGUGCAAGUAAGCUGGUGCCCAGUGAGGCUGCUUUGUUCAGACCAAGGCAUUCUUGCUGCUGUUGCUCUUGUGCUCUUCUUUGCAAGAUGCUGAGAGUGUUAAGGGAGAAGCCACCUGGAUUUUGUGUGGCCCUCUGCCACUCCUCAAAACCCCCGAGGCCUUAAUAGAGAAGUGUAGGAACCAGAGAAAGCGCUUAGGACUGACAUACCAGAGUGACUCUCUGCAGACAAUGAUUUGUAGCCAUUGCCUCAAGAAUCAGAAGUCAGAAUGGGUGGCAGGUGCUGCAGGUUCCCCUCCAGUCAGCACCUGAAGCACUGCAUGGGCAGGUCCCCGCUCUGCCAGAGGGGAGCCCCUGUUCUGGACCAGGCAGGCGCAGGGUUCCUGCUCACCAGCCCUUCAGUUCUGUCAUUGCUACUUCCAGUUUAUAUUGGCUUUUCUUACACUUUUAAGUCUGAGCCUUACUGCUUAUUAAAAUGUAGAAGAUUCACGAUUCAAAUAUCAAAUGUCAUAGUCUGGAUUAAUAAUGCAGUUGCCAGCAAAGUUCCUGCAGGAAAAGGGAAGCUAUGGCUGCAACAGUCUGCUUCCUGCACAAAGCCAGGACUGUGUGGGGAAACUUGGCACUAGCUGUUGAUCUGUUUGCUCAGCAGCUGAGCUGGCAUUCACCAGCUACAUGUGUUGGGUUUGUAAAUAGACAGAAUGAAGUAGCAUUUUCUUAGGCAUGUUUGAUAUUUGACUCUUCCCAUUGGGUUCAGGAGCUCUGUGAACUGUCAGCUUGAAUUCCUCCCAAAAGUGGAAUAACAGAAGUUUACAGUUUUACAGCACUGCGUGUUGAAUACCAGCCUUGGAUUCCUCCCAGGCAAUCACAUACAGCAAAUAACAAGUAAAUAACGUGUGGUGAGUGUGUCCCCCUAAAAUCUAAAUGGUACCAAGUAGCCAACUGUUAUUUCAGCAUGGUUGGGAUAGUGGUGAUUGGAGGGGAAUGUUGUAAUUACACAUAUUCAUUCACACACAAAUUUCAAAGGGUGAGGCUUUCCUCAAUUUUCAGAGGACUCAUAUUUGAAAAUUUUUACUUAGAAAUUCAAAAAUUGUAACUGUUAAUUUGGGAACCUGCAAUUUCUAAUAGAUUUGCAACUAACUCUUUUCAGUGAUAUCUGAUUAUACUCAGAGCAAAUAUUCACUCCAUUUAAGUCAAUGUAGCUUACUUAGCUAACCCAAAUCAUUGCUUCUAUAGGAAGCCUGGCAAGACCAAGGUCACAGGUUUGUGAUCUGAACAUCCUGCAGUUUGGCAUCACUGUUAUGCUUUGAAACUAGAGGUAUUGUGUUGUAUCAUGACUAGCUAGCAGGUAAUACAGCAUUGCUCAGCACCUGCAUUUUAUCAGACACAAAUAGGGAUAAUUGUUCCUAUAGUUAGUGCUAUAAAAUAUUAAUUAAUGCUUUUAUACUACUGAGAAAAAAGGAUUUUCUUACCAUUGCUAUACUAUUGAUUGAUUGGCUAUAGGGUCCAAGCAUUCUCUUAAAGUUUAUUUUUUGGUAUUUAUUUAAAGAGAUUUAUAAAUAAAACUUUUGUGUGAAUCUGGUAUCAGGAUGUUGGCAGGUCUGCCAACCACUUAAAAGCUCUAAGAGUUGACAGGAAUGAAUUAAUGCAUGUUAAAUGAUUGGAUCUAAAAGUGAUUUUACUCCAGUCACACUCUAUAAGUGAUUGGAGUGAAAGGUUUUAUAAAAUCUUAACAUUUAUAGUAACAACACCCCAGCCCACAUCUCAAACUAAUUAAUCUUGGGGAGAUGCAUUUCAGUCUCACCCAUUUAGUCCAUCAGUCUGUGUGUGUUUCCAGGCUUUUGAGUGUUAAAAUGUGGGAGUUCAGGCCUUCUUACACUGGAAGUAAGGGAAUAUCUUCAUUGAUUCAGUGGUAAAGGCAUUUAAUAUCAGGUAUGUUAUAUGACAUAAAAUAUCUACUUACCUGGUAAUCAGUUAUGGCUAAUGAAUUAGCUGGAAUGUGUUUGGCUUAAAUUCCACUCAUACUUUGUCAAAGACAGACAGCUGUGUAAGAGCUAUGUUUUGGGCAAUUUUUUGGGCACGCAACUUUGGCAAGAAAAUUUGCAGCCCUGUUAGAGGAGCUCAGGUGAACAGUCCAACUAUGUUUGGGUCUCUCUCUACAAACUGUUUCCAGUCCUUGCCUGCUCUGCCUUUGUCUGCACCCUGCUCAUUCUCGUUUCAUGAAGCAGAGAAGUACUGUUAGGAGGAGCAUAUCUUUCACAAGCAGCACUGGAUGUAUUUUUCACAUUGUGAACAUGUUCUGGUACACCCCAAAUCUACUGGUGAAGUGUUAGCACCUCUGUUUCAUGGCCAGCUAGCAUUUAAAGCUCUAUCUAGGCACAUAGAGUGUUUAUUAGUUUAAAAAGUUGUAGUGUGUGUAUAUAUAUAUACAUAUAUAUAUGUAUAUAUAUAGCUGUUGGACAUGGUAACAUCACUGCUUUGAAAUGCAGCUGGACAAUCAUAACUUUUAAACCAAAAAAUAGAAACAAUCCAUGCUAAUGGCCUUUCAGUGAUGCAUGUGUUUGGUCUGGGUGUUGGCAUUGCAGAUGUGAGUUCAGGGCCCUCCCCACGGUGCCCUCACGGAGGCGGAGCCAGGGGGAUCCCGCUGGGUGCUGCAGUGGCCCCAGUGCUCAGGGGGUUGAUCCAGGUGGUCAGCACAGCCUGGUGAAAGCCAGUGAGGGGGGGGCACUGCCUCUGCAGCACUGCUGGACCCCUGCAGCAGGGAGCUGCAAGAUUCUCCUACAAAACUCACCUCCUUUUGACUGCUUGGCUUGAGCACUCUGUUUCACGAACACACCUCCUCACCACCACCUAUAACUGGACAAACUUAUUUUUAAAGUAUGUAAGAAUGAAUAUUUUUUUAGCUAGAUAUUUUUUGUUAAAGCCACACUAACUACUGUAUUUUUACCUUUUAUAUGUAAAGCUUGGCAAUAGCUCUCAAUGUAUAAUUUAUUUGUUGGGUUUUUUAUAAAACGAAGUGCACCCUCUUGCUUCUGUUUCACAACACUGGUGAUGUAUGAACUGUCUUAGGCACUGCACUGAGAACUGUAUUGAAACUGUACAUGGGAACAAGUAGAUUUGUAGUCCACUGAACCCAGUCUUCAAAUGUUUAUACUGUAGUUUUGUCUUAAAUAUACCACAUCAGUGCAAAA
Manacus vitellinus (golden-collared manakin) is the source of this 6936-nucleotide messenger RNA. RefSeq names its product erythrocyte membrane protein band 4.1 like 5 (gene EPB41L5). NCBI's taxonomy places the organism in Eukaryota, Metazoa, Chordata, Aves, Passeriformes, Pipridae. Gene Ontology annotation, molecular function: cytoskeletal protein binding. Gene Ontology annotation, cellular component: cytoskeleton. The coding region runs from base 68 to 2155 and encodes 695 amino acids. The transcript is spliced from 25 exons. The record is from RefSeq and is a predicted model, not a curated record.